Messenger RNA from Hevea brasiliensis (rubber tree), 2275 nucleotides. Its product is annotated as probable serine/threonine-protein kinase PBL28. The record is from RefSeq and is a predicted model, not a curated record. The transcript has 10 exons. The coding region runs from base 587 to 2149 and encodes 520 amino acids. Gene Ontology annotation, molecular function: ATP binding; protein kinase activity. Lineage: Eukaryota; Viridiplantae; Streptophyta; Magnoliopsida; Malpighiales; Euphorbiaceae. Gene Ontology annotation, biological process: protein phosphorylation.
AUUCUUUUUCCUCUGUGCUUUCUUGUAUUCUGUUUGAAGUUGUGGUAGUUUAACCGUUCUGAGAAUUCAUAAUAUCAUUAUGGCUGCUCAUAAUUCUAGUGGUUUAGUUGUAUGGCAAGCAUUUUUCUUGUAUUGCACGUUUUAUACUUUUUGAGAUUCCCAUCUAGGAAUCUUUUGGGAUUUGUAAUUUGGUUUUUCUGGAAAAUGAGAGAUUUAUGCAUGGGUUUUAGAUCCUAAGCACAGAAUAAGGGGUAUCCUUGUCCACUUCAAUAAGGACAGCAUUUUAGGCCUCUUCUGUAACUCCUCUUUUUCUCCUUGCUUAGCUGGAAUUCAAGUCAAGCAAAGAUAGUUAUAUGAUUCUUUCAGGCUUUUGGGAUGUAAAUUGUUUUGUAUUUCUUGUUAGCUUUAUAAUAUCCAGUUGUUACUAAGUUUGAAUUACAGGCUAAGUCACAUUCAAAUUUGGGCUACAUGAGUCUUUCUUUCAAAUAUACAAAUUGCUUACAGUGAAAUUUCUUCGUUUGUGUCAUCUGAUAUUGUUAAUGUUGAUCAGCUGUUGGGGGCUUCAAUGGAGUGAUGCUUGUUGACAAUGCAUUUGUUCUGGUGGCAACAACUGCCACUGCUUAUACUGAUUCAACUCCUAGAACCCAAUAGUACAAGCCACAAACUAUCUGCUGAAGCAUUAGUUGCUUGUAAGAGCACAAAUUCCCGUCUUCAACAUUCCAUUGGCAAGAUUGGGAGAUACUCAUGCCUAAGACAGUGGGCAAGUGCCAACUGUUAUAAACUGAAUGACCCAGGUGUUGUUUAUUUGUCUCCCAGAAGACAUCCUCCUUUUCUGCAGACUGGAUUUAUCAAAUCAUCACCUGUUGCUUUGAAAUUCAUUUCCUCAAAAUUUCCAAUUGAAUUGCAAGAAAAAGUCUGUAAAUCAAGUAAUAGAAGAAUAGCAGCUGCAGUUGAUGGGGACAAUGGUGUUCCAACACUAACACCCUUGCAAGAAGCAGAUGCCAAGAAACCUAGUAAACAUAAAGUUGCUUUCAUAAUUGGUGGUGUUGGUGCAGCUUUGCUUGUGAUUGUCAUUGUAGUAGUUGUAUACGUGUGCUUGAUGCAUGCUAAGAAAUUCCUAAGGCAAGCAUCUGAGACAGCAUCUUCUAUACCAUCUCCUCCAGUUGAAUUGGCAAGAAGCUACAUUCCCCCCUCUGCUGCUGCCCAGUCUCCUUUUAAUACUCAACUUUUAAGGCAAUUAUCAAUCGUGGAGCUAGAGCAUGCUACAUGUAAUUUCAGUCACAGUAAUAUCAUAGGUGAAGGUGUUUUUGGUUUAGUUUAUAAAGGACUGCUUCUAGAUGGAUCAAUUGUAGCUAUCAAGAGAUGCCUACAUAAACCAGUUCUGAAUUUUGUUGCUGAGGUGAAACGCAUGGCUUCAGUUCACCACAAACAUCUUGUUGAACUUAUUGGUUAUUGUGAAGAUAGGCAUCAGCAAUUACUUGUGUAUGACUACAUCUCUAAUGGGAAUGUAGGGAAUUACCUCAAUGAUAGUGAAGGUUUACCAAUUGGAAAGUUAGACAUGAGGCAAAGACUGUCAAUUGCUCUGGGUGCUGCAAAAGGCCUUCAAUAUCUUCACAGUUUGGUCCCUCCUUUCCUGCACAUGCACUUUAGAACUAGCAAUGUUCUUUUGGGAGAUAACUUUACUGCCAAGGUUUCUGACUAUGGACUUCUUAACUUGGUAAUGGAGGGUCACAGUGCUGGACCAUCUUCGGCCACUGACUACUUUCGUGAUCCAGAGUUAAAUUUAUCAAACAAUUUUUCGGAGCGAAGUGACGUGUACAGUUUUGGGGUCUUCUUGUUGGAGUUAGUUAGUGGCCGUGAAGCACAUGGCAAGUAUCAGUCAAACUCAGGGCACAAUUUAGUAGAGGAGGCUAGGGAAUGCCGGCUCGGUGACUUCAUUGAUAAGAUACUUGGAGUGCACACAAUGCAAGCUGCAGGACAGAUGAUGGAGUUGGCAUUGCACUGUGUAGAUAUUAGUAGAAAGAGGCCAUCAAUGGUGAGAGUUGUUCAAGAGAUUGAACAGAUUCACAGAAGAGAAAUGGGAUUUUUGCAGCCUGAGUUUGGGGAAGAGAUAGGCUCUGUUACACUUGGAAGUGAACUCUUUAAAUGACCUAUCUCAUGCAUUCUUUGUACUGCAACUGCAAUCAUUCUUUUAUUGGAUUGUUAGAAACAUAGACUUGAGACUUCAUUGAAAAUAAAUUAUCAAAGAAAUUAUAGGUUUGAAAUUGGAAAUUUA